Messenger RNA from Tripterygium wilfordii, 561 nucleotides. RefSeq names its product F-box protein At1g11270-like. The transcript is spliced from 2 exons. NCBI's taxonomy places the organism in Eukaryota, Viridiplantae, Streptophyta, Magnoliopsida, Celastrales, Celastraceae. Gene Ontology annotation, molecular function: protein binding. The record is from RefSeq and is a predicted model, not a curated record. Bases 1 to 561 code for a protein of 186 amino acids.
AUGGAUUGGGACGAAUUGCAAUUGGAGGAGAACAUGAGGAGGAGCCACUCCCUUCCCCAUGACGUGGUGUUGGAUAUCCUCUUGCGGCUUCCGGUGAAAAGUCUGAAGAGAUUUAAGUGUGUAUGCAAAUCGUGGUGCUCUAAUUUCGAAGAAACUGAUUUUAUAAGAAAGCACCACCUCAGCAACGCCGCUAGAGGUACAAAUCUUUGUACCCUUGUUAAGAGUGUUCCUAUCUUCGAUGAUCGAUUUGGUACUAAUGUCAUUUUAUCUCCUGGAGAAACAUGGCAGCCUCGUAUUGUUGUUAAUUUUUCCCUAUUGUCUAAUGAAACUAUACGAGUAAGAGAAACAAUCAAUAUACCAUCUGUAGAUUUUCCGGCUUGUAUGUCGAUGGUCGAUGAAUGUGAAGGCUUGAUUCUUUUGCGUGGUUGUUGUGCAUACGAUAAUCCUGACCCGGUUUUGCUUUUGAAUCCUGCAACACAAGAACUCAAAACCCUCCCUCAGUCGUCUGUUGAGCAUCCUCUCAACAAGGAGAUUUCCGGUUAUUGCGGGUUUGGGUUAUGA